Molecule: messenger RNA, 4638 nt
Organism: Lates calcarifer (barramundi perch)
Lineage: Eukaryota; Metazoa; Chordata; Actinopteri; Centropomidae
Product: Scm polycomb group protein homolog 1
Exons: 18
Coding region: 841-3486 (881 amino acids)
Biological process (GO): regulation of DNA-templated transcription
Cellular component (GO): nucleus
Molecular function (GO): GTP binding; protein binding; GTPase activity
Source: RefSeq, a predicted model, not a curated record
GAAAGAGGAGUGUGUGUGUGUGUGUGUGUGUGUAUGUGUAUGUGUGGGGCUGCUGCCUCAUCAAAAAUGCCAACACUGCCACACAUAUCUGUUUAUGGGCUCAUUGCUCAGUCCUGUUGUUGCUCAGGGGGACCAUUUGCAGUCACACUUGCAUAAUGAUAAUAAUAGGGUGACUUGGAGUGGUUGUGUUGUGUGUGAGUUCGCCUGUGUGCGUCUGGAUGCAUGUGUUUAUGUGCUUAUUGGCUCCCUCCAUUUCCUCCCUCGAUUCAUCUGUCCAUCUUCAGCUCUCCUCAUCUCACCCGCUCUCACACUUACCUCAAUCAACCCCCACCUCCCUCUUGCCUUGCUCUUCCUCCCUCUUAUCAUGCUCCUGACUUCUCUCCACCCUAUUCCUGCCCCGUCCUGCCUCCAUCGAUUGAGCACCCACACACGUGCCCUGGCAUGACCCUGUGGGCACACCGCAAAGUGCCGGGGCGCAGCCCACUUAAACCAUACAGUGGACGGAAGGUGAUGAUUGCAUCACACGCAUCGUCAGUCUCCUUGUGCCUCCGCCGAAACCAACACCCCACCAACCCAUCAUUAGUUCACAUGCCACAUUGGUGUCCUCUAGACAUGUCCUGGGCAGAGAGAGAGGGUCACAAGUGGGAGCUGGCUACUAAGAACGGAAAAACAGGGAGCGGGGUCGCUUUAAUUUGGACGCCAUCCCCCUUGGCGGAGGAAAAAGGCGCACUUCUAUUGAAAAGGAAAUCAUCCGGAGAGGAGGAACGCUGCUAAACGGUUAUGAAGUUUUAAGAGUGGAUACCACUGUUGCAUCGUGAGCUUGGUCAGUAUCGUUGGAGCAUGAGGAAACCCGUACCACAGAAAGCUAUAGAGUGGAAAGAUGCCAGAAGGAUCAAGCAUGCCCGGAGUGGACGGCCCUCCCGUGUGCCCUCACAGUACCAAGGGCACUUCAGUUGGGAGAAAUACCUGAAGGAGACCGGUGCGAUUGCUGCACCUGCUUCAUGCUUCAGACAGAGUCUCACGCCCCCAGUCAACGAGUUCAAGGCGGGGAUGAAGCUGGAGGCUCAGGACCCACGAAACACCACGUCCACCUGCAUCGCCACAGUGGUGGGCCUGACAGGCUCACGGCUGCGGCUGCGUUUGGACGGGUCUGACAACAAGAACGACUUCUGGCGCUUGGUGGACUCCUCGGAGAUCCAGCCUAUUGGCAACUGUGAGAAGAACGGAGGCAUGCUGCAGCCACCACUUGGUUUCCGUCUCAAUGCGUCCUCCUGGCCCAUGUUCCUUCUGAAAACACUAAAUGGAGCUGAGAUGGCACCCUCUCGCAUUUUUCACAAGCAGGAGCCUCCCGCCCCAGAGCAGAACUCCUUCCAGGUGGGCAUGAAGCUGGAGGCAGUGGACCGGAAAAAUCCCCACUUUAUCUGUCCGGCCACAGUGGGUGCUCUGCGUGGUGUCGAGGUGCUGGUCACCUUUGAUGGCUGGCGGGGAGCCUUUGACUACUACUGCCGGUACGAUUCGCGUGACAUCUUCCCUGUUGGCUGGUGCGCCCUCACUGGAGACAACCUUCAGCCGCCUGGCACCAAAGUAGUGUUGCCUAAGAGCCUUGGGGCAUUGACAGACGGGAGUGUGGAGAGCCCAGCCAUGCACCCCACCCCAACAGUGGGCAGACCUCCAGGUCAGAGAGGACGUAAGCCAGGCCGCAGGAAAACCAAGGUUACAGGGCCCUGGAGUCAGAAGGCCUCAGCAUUGGGACCACAGAGCAUCCAGCCAGGCAAAGAGCUGGGGCCCAUCAAGAUUCCCAAAAAACGAGGGCCCAAACCUGGCAGUAAGCUGGGCUGGGCAAAGAGAGCUGGCUGGCUGGAAGAUGCCAUGGCUGGCCCUGGACGGCCAGUGACAGGCCCAGGGCGAACCAGGGGCAGACUGCCUGCCAACUGGGCACAGAGGAUAGCUCUGCAGCAGGCCCAGACUCAGGCAGAACCUAUCAAGAUCCCAAAGAAAAGAGGGCCCAAGCCUGGCAGCAAGAGAAAACCACGCGUGGUACCUAAUCCAGUCCCCACAUCUCCCACCAGCAGUACCCCAGAGCCUGACACCAGCACUGUGCCUCUGGACAAUGCCACCAUCCCCAACUCUGCACUACAAGCUCCCACAGUUUGUGUGUACCUAAACAAGUAUGGCAAGGUGGGACCCCAUUUGGACCAGCGGCGUAUCCAGCAGCUCCCGGAUCACUUCGGACCAGGCCGGGCCUCUUCGGUGCUUCAGCAGUGUGUCCAGGCUUGUGUGGACUCUGCCCACAACCAGUGCACCGUCUUCUCCUGCCUCAAAUCUGGCCAAGGCGGCGAAGUCAUUUCAGCCUACUUUGACCAGCAGCAGCACACCCUGACCCUGCCCACAGUCAGCAGUGUCACCUACGUUCUCCGCUUCCUGGAAAAACUUUGCCACAACCUUCACUGCGAUCCUCUGUUUGGCAGUCAGCCUGUCGCCAGAGGAGGCCUGCACUACAACAGUCACACAUACACUACAGAGAGGAGAAGUUUUGGUGACAGCUUGACGACAGGCCCGGGCCGAGGCACCAAGAGGUUCCUACAAAACUACAACAGUCCCCUGCCCCAGAAGCUGGCCAAAAUCCCCCGGCACUCCACUGAUGGUGAGUCCUUCAUGGAGAACAGCGUGGCCACAUCAGAGCACUUAAAGAAGAGCCCUCUCUCUCCAAACUCUACGGGACUGACACCCGGACUGAGGUCUCCCUCCAAGCUGCUGCAUCAAAACAACUUCACAGGUGUUUCCCCUGUCUUCAUCGCUCUUUUCCCACCACCACCAGCAAUGGACCUGACGUUGUGGCAGUACCAGUUCAGGAUCAUCAUGCUGGGGGACUCCACGGUGGGCAAGUCCUCCCUGCUGAAACGCUACACUGAGGACCUGUUCCUGGAAUCCAUCAACCAGACGGUGGGUGUAGACUUCUAUGUUCACUUCUUGGAGGUGGAGCAGGGGGUACGCGUUAAGCUGCAGUUCUGGGACACAGCUGGACAAGAGAGGUUCAGGUCAGUGACUCGUUCUUAUUAUCGCAACUCAGUCGGAGGCCUGCUGGUGUUUGACCUGACCAACCGAGCCUCCUUUGACCAUAUUAAGGAGUGGCAUGACGAGGUGUGUGAGCGAGUGCAGCCUCAUAAGGUUCUGUUCGUCCUGGUGGGCCAAAAAAGUGACCGAGAUGCUUUCGAAGAGAGGGUGGUGAGUCGAGAGGAGGCUGAGAAACUGGCUGCACAGCUAGGGCUGCCAUAUGUGGAGGCCUCUGCCAAGACAGGCCAGAACGUGAGGGAGUCCUUCGAACUCCUCACUCGACGGGUCUAUCAGGGUCUUUUGAGUGGAGAGGUAGAACUGCAAGAGGGCUGGGAUGGAGUUAAGUGUGCUGCGCCACAGGCGCUGCAGUUACAGAGAGCCAGCCUGGCUCAGCCCAGCUCAGCCCCCAAGAACAAGAAGUGCUGUGGUUAAAAUGUGGACUGGCGAUGUUCACCCAUUCUUGGAUUUGUAGGGACAUUUUAAAGUGUGACUAUCAACAUACUGAUUUGAAAUGCAUUUUUUGCACCAUUGUCAUGAAGAUAAUCUUUAAAACUCGGCAAGAGACUGAUUCGUUGAAACAUUUUGUGACUUACUGUGUACAAUAUGUUCAUUCACAUUCCUAAAUAAGUGAUACGUGAUUUAACUUUUUGAGUCAUUUUUAGUCACGCUAGUGGCAUGGCUCUCUGGAUGGCAAUGUGGUUGGUCAGUUAGUCCAUCACACUGGUCCAGAAAUAUCUAUAGAACUUAGAAAUAUGGAUGAAUUUCCAUAAAAUUUUGCUCAGACAUUCAUGGUCCCUAGAGGAUUAUUUCCUACUGACUUUGGUGAACCUGACUUCUUGUCUGCACCACUGUGAGGUUGACAUAUGUGAUUUAGAGGGAAAUCUUGACUACUACUGUAUAGAUGACUGUGAAAUUUGCAACAGAUGUUCAAGAUUCCUAGAGAAUAACAUUCAUGAUGCUGCUCUCUUUUGUGAGAUGCUAGGUAUAUCGCUGUUUAGACUACUGUAACAUGAGGUCAUUUCUUACCUUAGCUGAGUAACUGAAGGGGUCAAAUGAUAAUUCCCAAACAGUGGAGUUAAUUUUCCUUAUUCAAUCUAAUAGAACCCAUUUCAGGACAUAUAUCUGUGAUUGUCUGUGUUGCUGGUUUGUCCAUGGCUGGCAACAGUUGGGUCCCCUGGUUGAGAUUAUAUGCAUCACGAUAGGCUCUCACAUAGUAUAGGAACUACUCCUUUGGGCCUGGGUAACUGUCUGGAAAAGUCUUUGUUUUAUCACCAAUAAUUGCUCAGCUUCCUACGAGUGAUUGUUUUCAGGUGCUGCUGUUUAAAUUAAUUGCAUGAAAACCCUAGGGUGCCUUUGGAUAUUGUUCUUUUGAAAUGUUGUGAGAGGUUUCCAUUGCAAUUACUGUUCAUCUGGAUGAUGAACAACCUCCUGGGUGUCUGCAACAAAAAUGUAGGCAAUUUAUUUUGCUAAAAGACACUCAGAUUCACUGAUCAGUUGUUCACUGUUUUGUCUGCACAUUGAUUUCUGUCCUUGGUUCACUGCAAAUAUACAGUAAGUAAAAUUAUUAUAUGUCAAGAUGUUAAA